Molecule: messenger RNA, 857 nt
Organism: Xenopus laevis (African clawed frog)
Lineage: Eukaryota; Metazoa; Chordata; Amphibia; Anura; Pipidae
Gene: ccl20.S
Product: C-C motif chemokine ligand 20 S homeolog
Exons: 4
Coding region: 76-378 (100 amino acids)
Source: RefSeq, a predicted model, not a curated record
GUUAACUCAUCUCAGCCUGUAUAUAUUUACCUGCAAUCUCCCUCAAUACACUGAAUAUCAGACAAGACAACAAUCAUGUCUUGUGCCAGAGAUCUGUGUGUUCUGUGUUUGGUGGCACUUGGACUUCUGUGCCUGACCAGUGCAGGAGAAGCCAUGAUGUAUGAUUGCUGCUACACGUACACCAAAAAGCAGCUGCCUUUAAAAGUUAUUAAAGAUUUUACGACCCAGAAUUCCUUUGAAGUGUGCGACAUUGAUGCAGUUAUCUUUAUUACAAGGAAAUUCCGAGUCUGUGCAAAUCCCAAGCAACAGUGGGUCAUUGAUGCAACUAAAGCAAUCAGCAAAAGAAAAAAGAGAUCUCCCAAAAUCUCAACCAAUUAGAGAGACCCUUUAAUGAACAGUUCUUCAAAUGUUCAACAAUAUUUUUUUUUACUAUUUUUAGCUUGCAAAAAGCUACCCAUUCCUGGUUUCAUCGGAAACAUCUGAAUAUGCUUCUUAUUUAGCAUCCUGAUCACAUUGCAUCAUUACUGCAUCUGCUUUUUAGAGCAAAUGUUUAUGAAUAGAUCAUCCACGGCUUAUACUGUGUAUACAGGUAUGCGAUAUGUUAUCCAGAAACCCAUUAUUCGGAAAGCCCUGUAUUAUGGGAAGGACGUCUCCCAUAGAUUGCAUUUUAAUCAAAUAAUUACAUUUUUUUUUAAAUUAUUCCCUUUUUGUCUGUAAUAAUAAAACAAUACCUUGUAUCUGAGCCUAACUAAGAGUAACUAACUGGAGGCAGCACAAUCAUAUGGGAUUUAAUUCACGUUUAAAGGAUUUUUAGUAGACAAAGUAUGGCGAUUAAAAUUGCAGAAAGACCCUUAUCC